AUGUUCUGCGUUCACACCCACCCCGUCAAGAUUCGUUUUGUUGCUCCGUUCUUCUCCUCUGCUACCUUGUUCGUGUUCCUUGCGCAUGUGUCCGUGAUCAUCUUCGGAUUUCUGAUAGCCUACUUCUCGCACGGAUUGUGGUUGAAGGAGAGCUUCUACAGGGAGCAACCCAUCGUGUCUUACAGGGAUCAGUACUUCCUGAAGCUGAUGGGGACCAAUUCAACGUCUGGUAAACCCUUCGAGCUCAAGUACAGCUCCUUUGAGCAGAUCAAUCUCAUCAACAACGAUGUGUUGAGGUAUCCCGACAUUCGUGUUCGGCAUGAAGACAUCAACGGCGACGGUAUCACCGACCAGUUUCUACUCUCUGCCACGUUCCCCGUCGUGGAGGAGGAGCAGGUUCAACGGGUAGAAGGGAUCUUCAUGUUCAGUUACAUGCUGAGGAACCGCGUGAGGCUCAACGUGGAGGCUCCUGUGCUGCUGUCGCACACGGGGGGAGUGGCCGGGCGAGAACUCUUCGUGUCUGGGAGCCUUUCCCUGAGCCUCGCCAACGCUCUUCCUGUCCUCCCGUCUGUUCGCACAACCAGGGACCCGCUCUUCCCCACCAACAGGACCCUCUCGUCGUCAGAAGUCACCAUGACGAGCCUCGUCGACAAGGUUGCUGCUAGGAACGACACGUUCCUUCUAGAGCCAGCGGUCUCGACCUGGAAUGUUGCCAUGGUUGGAUGUAACCCCAAAUGCAACUUUGUCAUCCGGCUCAAAGUCAAGAUCCCCAACCAGAAGGUCUGGUACGUCCCGACCUUCAUAGAGGUCGCCAAGUUCAGUUGGAUCCAGAUCCUCGCAACCUGGGUCUUCCUCUACUUCUUCGUCCUCCCCUUCAUUCACUUCAUUCUCGAUCAUCAGAUCAUACAAUCAGUUGUCAAACACCCUCUGAAGAAGUUCCAUCGAGACUGA
Molecule: messenger RNA, 951 nt
Organism: Guillardia theta CCMP2712
Lineage: Eukaryota; Cryptophyceae; Pyrenomonadales; Geminigeraceae
Exons: 10
Coding region: 1-951 (316 amino acids)
Biological process (GO): cilium assembly; regulation of protein localization
Cellular component (GO): ciliary membrane; ciliary transition zone
Source: RefSeq, a predicted model, not a curated record